CAAAUGGCCAACGACACACUAUUCUACUUGCUCAUCCAAUGUGCCCUACCUAAUUGUGCUAUAAAAUCAGUUGAACAACCCUUUCUGCUCAUCACAAAGCACGAAACCACGAUCAGUACAAGUACAAGUCACAUCCAGCCACAAAGAGGAUGCCGUCGAUUGCUACCGUUCCACAACAAAGACCCAGAAUGAUCUCCCGAGGUGUCGUAACCAGCCAGGAUCGUGCCAAGAAGCGUAAAUUCCUGCACAAGGUCAUCCGACGAUUGGUGGAGGUUCCAGCACAAACUCAAGCUCAACAAACCGAUCAGCAGGCACCAUGUUUGGAGCAGCAGAUCACGGCGGACAGCCCCACAGCCUUCGAAGAGGACGAAUUGCUCUACCCAGUGAUGUCUUUGACGGAAGACUCCUCCGAAGAUGCCAACUCGCGGGCAGACUCCGAAGACCUCCACUCAACGUCACUCAACUUGUCCAAAAGUUCCACGAGCAGCUCGCACAAGCGGCGGCUUGACCGCGUCCCGGACCGAAUGUCCCAGGUGUCCGAAGCCGGCCGUUCCGAGCUGAUCAUCCCGGUGAGUUACAACAGUCGCAUGGCGCGGGCCUACCCGAAGGAGCAGGUCGAGUCGAGGAGUCCGGCCGAACGGGAACGGCGCGAGAAGAACACACUGGCGGCGCGACAUAGCCGAGCCAAGAUGCGUGCCCUGGACGAGUUGCUGCACAAGGAGGGCCAAACGGCGAAGGAGGAGAACGCCCGGUUGAAGGUCGAGAUUGCGGCUUCGUUUUCUUACGCAGGACUGCUGAUGGAACGGCUGGGAAUGCCGGCUGUCGGGGUAAACUUUAUGGACGUGUGGGACAGCGCGUGGCAGGGUGAGAUGGGAAUGAUCAGGGGUGAAGGGGUAAAGGAUGAGACUGCGGAUAAGGAGCGGAGCGCGGACGAAACCAAAAUGGUUGAGGAUGAUGAAAUUGAAGAGUGAAUUGUAAUGUUUUGGUGAAUGUUAUUUGUAGUUCCUUAUCUUUAUGCAGUAUUAUGAUAUUAUUUUAAGCAUCAAGUACGAUUGUACUUUGAUACAAGAGUAAAAAGUGUAAGUUAUAUUUGAUAUUUUUAUAAAUAUAUG
Culex quinquefasciatus (southern house mosquito) is the source of this 1112-nucleotide messenger RNA. RefSeq lists its product as uncharacterized. The transcript has a single exon. The record is from RefSeq and is a predicted model, not a curated record. Gene Ontology annotation, molecular function: DNA-binding transcription factor activity. Bases 150 to 971 code for a protein of 273 amino acids. NCBI's taxonomy places the organism in Eukaryota, Metazoa, Arthropoda, Insecta, Diptera, Culicidae. Gene Ontology annotation, biological process: regulation of DNA-templated transcription.